Messenger RNA from Cladophialophora bantiana CBS 173.52, 546 nucleotides. RefSeq lists its product as uncharacterized. The transcript has 2 exons. Lineage: Eukaryota; Fungi; Ascomycota; Eurotiomycetes; Chaetothyriales; Herpotrichiellaceae. The record is from RefSeq and is a predicted model, not a curated record. The coding region runs from base 1 to 546 and encodes 181 amino acids.
AUGGAACGUCAAAUCAGUCCGGCGUCGAGCAUCGAAGAAGACUACCAGAAGAUCUACGAAGCAGCUAUACGCGAUCGCCUUCCGAAUGGACUUGAGGCACUUGCUGCACGGAAGGAACUCAAACGCCACCACAGACACCUGCAUAUCUCGCAACUGGACCCCGAGCUGACGACAAUUGCAACGAGAAGAUCGAAGGAUAUGGGGAUCACACCAAAAUCUCUCGCUGAUAUCGACUCUCGACUGGACCCUGAAAAUGAGGAAUUCGAUUUUCGAUUCUGGGCCUCAACCUUAGUUCAGAUGGUCAGAGAAGAUGGCAACAAGCGAAGCAACAUUGGAGUUUGCUUCAAAUCACUCACUGUCUGCGGCACAGGGUCCAGUCUAGCUUUGCAGCCAGCUGUCGCAAGUCCAUGGCUUGAUGUUGCCCGACUUCCGAUGUUUGUGACGAGACGCAAACCAGACCCCAGAGCGAUCCUCCAUAAUUGCAAUGGCUACGUGAAAGUGGACAUCUUCAUCAAGAACUUCAGAGGAAAGGCAGUCUACAAUUAA